ACAAGCAAUUAUAAUUUGUGCAAGAUUUUAAUUCUAAUAAAUUAUGGCUAACAAUUAUUGUCUAAAUUUGUCAUUUCUCAUUGGUAUUUUUAUUACACUUUCAAUAUGUUCAAAUAUAUAUUGCAACGUUUUAAAUCAAAAAAUGUUACACAGGCAACAUUCAAAAUUAAUAGUCAAACGGCAAAUAAUUACAAAUACAAAUGAUAAUACAAAUGAGACAUGUUGCUUAAUAAAUUGUAAAUUAGAUAAUAAUAAUAAUAAUCAUCAUCAUCAUCGACACUGUUGCCAUAGUUCCGAAGAAAAAAGCAAUGACUGUAGUGGAUCUUUAACUAGUUCUGACUUUAGUUCUGAACAUAUUUCUGGCCCUAGUUCAGAGUGUGAUUCUAGUUCAGAAUCUGAUCCUAGUUUAGAAUCUGAUCCUAAUUGUGACUCAUCUAGCGAUUCUUCUCCAGAGCAUCAUCAUCAUCAUCAUCAUCAUCAUCAUCAUCAUCAUCAUCAUCAUCAUUGUAACAAUCAUUGUAAUAAAAGUUAUUGUCAUGAUAAUAAGAAUUGUAAAUGUGACGACGAAAAUAGUAAAAAAUGUCAAAAUUCUUCAGAAAACUGUAAGGUUAAGGUUAAGAUCGUUUCAAGACUCUGAAUAUAGC
This is a messenger RNA of Leptopilina boulardi, 644 nucleotides long. RefSeq lists its product as uncharacterized. The transcript is spliced from 4 exons. NCBI's taxonomy places the organism in Eukaryota, Metazoa, Arthropoda, Insecta, Hymenoptera, Figitidae. The record is from RefSeq and is a predicted model, not a curated record. Bases 44 to 637 code for a protein of 197 amino acids.